AUGCAAGGCAAGAACUUUAGCCACGAGGCUACUGAGUUAGAUUGGUACCAUUUUUUAAAAUUGCAUUUUUCUACCGACUUUUUGAAGCCCGUUUGUAUAUAGACCUACUUUAUUGGCUUUUCACCUGACUGGUCUUAUUUUCUGACCUUUUCCCCCAUGAAACCUCAAGAUAAUUAGGAUGUUUCUCUUUCAGAGCUAGAAGGCCCCUUAGUGCAGUUCCCUUAGAACCAAAAUCUUGUGACCGUAAGAAGGUGGGACUUUCUAGGACCUCCCAGCCAAGAUACCAGUUUGAUUUUUCUUAUGUGGCUAAUCAAGUGAUAUUGUUAACUUGAGGGAAUCGUGAGGUGUCACUACACCUCAAAAGCUGAUGCUCAGUGCCGUCCAGGCAACUCCACGGCAGCUGUGAAAGAUGCCUGAGGAAUGCUGUGACUCUCCAAGAUUGCUUCCUCUGAAAGCGUCACGGAGAGAGGGAGAGAUUCUCCAGGCUCUGGUUCACUCCUCAGUUGCUACCAGCAACCAGGACUAGGCCAGACUGAAGCCAGCACGUAGAUGGCGGGAAGCCAAGCGUGUGGGCCAUCUUCCUCUGCCUUUCCGUGCGUGAGCAGGGAGCUGGAGCACCAGUGGAGGAGCUGGGACUCUGCACGUGGAGACUCAGCUAUGUCACAGUGCCCACCCGCUCAGUAUUCUAAGCUUUUGUGUUGAAGCUGGCCACCAGGUUAUCAGAAAUGGGGUGAUAGGUGGCAGCUUCCCUGGAACGAGGCGGUGAUAGUCAUUUUGAAGGCAGGUACUUUUUACACGUGAUAUUCCAAAGGAGAGACACUGGGAACAGUGAAGUGGGGAGUUUUUGCUGACUGGGUCAGAGCAUGGCUGCGGCUCUCCUGGCUGCCGGCGCGGUAGGGGCCUGAGCCCCUGACCUGGCGUUCUGGCAGCUCCCUGCAACUUCAGCUGCUUGCCAAAGGGAGAUUGUGCCUCUGGGUUUCAUAUGGCCUUUUGAUAUUGCAUGGACUUUUGAACGUGUAUUCUCUGCCCAAGUAUUUCUGUAUGACAUGGUGGAAGAAGAAAUUGCCAGAAGUCACUGCUCACAGAAUACUCUGUAGUGUCAGAGUGUCCCCUAGAGGUGACGAGGCCUGUGAUAGUGUGGAUUCUAACAAGCUCGUGUCAUGGGCCGGUCAUCUGCAGUUGAUUAGCCUUUGUUUCCAGCUAGGUAAGCCGGGUACUAACUAGCACAGUAUUUUGUCUUUGUGUUUGUCUUCAAAAUGUCCCAAAUGGCCCUGGGAAAAAGGUGCAGCUCAAUGGGGGCUUUCAACUUACGAUUUUCUUUGUUUUAGGCUCCAUAAAAAUACAGACUCACCAGUUCCUGCUUUGAUGUGACAUGUGACUCCCCAGAAUACACCUUGCUUCUGUAGACCAGCUCCAACAGGAAUCCAUGGUAGCUGGGAUGUUAGGGCUCAGGGAAGAAAAGUCGGAAGACCAGGACCUCCAGGGCCUCAAGGACAAGCCCCUCAAAUUCAAAAAGGUGAAGAAGGACAAGAAGGAAGACAAGGAGGGCAAACAUGAGCCUCUGCAGCCCGCAGCCCACCACUCUGCCGAGCCGGCAGAGGCAGGCAAAGCAGAGACCUCGGAAGGCUCAGGCUCCGCCCCAGCUGUGCCAGAAGCUUCUGCUUCCCCCAAACAGCGCCGCUCCAUCAUUCGUGACCGGGGACCCAUGUAUGAUGACCCUACCCUGCCCGAAGGGUGGACACGAAAGCUUAAGCAAAGGAAAUCUGGCCGCUCCGCUGGGAAGUAUGAUGUGUAUUUGAUCAAUCCCCAGGGAAAAGCCUUCCGCUCUAAAGUGGAGUUGAUUGCGUACUUCGAAAAGGUAGGCGACACCUCCCUGGACCCUAAUGACUUUGACUUCACGGUAACUGGGAGAGGGAGCCCCUCCCGACGGGAGCAGAAACCACCUAAGAAGCCCAAAUCUCCCAAAGCUCCAGGGACUGGCAGAGGUCGGGGACGCCCCAAAGGCAGUGGCAGCACGAGACCCAAGGCAGCAGCAUCAGAAGGUGUGCAGGUGAAAAGGGUCCUCGAGAAAGGCCCUGGGAAGCUGCUCGUCAAGAUGCCUUUCCAAGCGUCACCAGGGGGCAAGGCUGAGGGGGGUGGGGCCACCACAUCUGCUCAGGUCAUGGUGAUCAAACGCCCUGGCAGGAAGCGAAAAGCUGAGGCUGACCCCCAGGCCAUUCCAAAAAAACGGGGCCGGAAGCCUGGGAGUGUGGUGGCAGCUGCUGCUGCUGAGGCCAAGAAGAAAGCCGUGAAGGAGCCUUCCAUCCGCUCAGUGCAGGAGACCGUGCUGCCCAUCAAGAAGCGCAAGACCCGGGAGACGGUGAGCAUCGAGGUCAAGGAGGUGGUGAAGCCCCUGCUGGUGUCCAGCCUCGGCGAGAAGAGCGGCAAGGGACUGAAGACCUGCAAGAGCCCUGGGCGGAAAGGCAAGGAGAGCAGCCCCAAGGGGCGCGGCGGCGCCUCCUCGCCCCCCAAGAAGGAGCAUCACCAUCACCACCACCGCCCGGAGUCCCCGACGGCCCCCGCGCCGCUGCUCCCACCCCUGCCCCCGGAGCCCCCAGAGCCCGAGAGCUCCGAGGACCCCAGCAGCCCGCCUGAGCCCCAGGACGUUAGCAGCGGUGUCUGCAAAGAGGAGCAGAUGCCCCGAGGAGGCUCCCUGGAGAGCGACGGCUGCCCCAAGGAGCCAGCUAAGACUCAGCCCACGCUCGCUGCUGCUGCUGCCACGGCUGCAGACAAGUACAAACACCGAGGGGAGGGAGAGCGCAAAGACAUUGUCUCAUCCUCCAUGCCAAGGCCAAACAGAGAGGAGCCUGUGGACAGCCGGACGCCCGUGACCGAGAGAGUUAGCUGACUUUACACAGAGUGCAUUGCAAAGCAAACCAACAAGAAUAAAGGCAGCUGUUGUCUCUUCUCCUUAUGGGUAGGGCUCUGACAAAGCUUCCCGAUUAACUGAAAUAAAAAAAUAUUUUUUUUUCUUUCAGUAAACUUAGAGUUUCGUGGCUUCAGGGAGGGAGUAGUUGGAGCUUUGGGGAUGUUUUUCUUACCGACAAGCACAGUCAGGUUGAAGACCUAACCAGGGCCAGAAGCAGCUUUGCACUUUUCUAACUAGGCUCCUUCAACAAGGCUUGCUGCAGAUACUACUGACCAGCCAAGCUGUUGACCAGGCACCUGCCCUCCCACCCGAACCUUUUCCCGUGUGCUCCUGAGGGACAGAGAGCAUUGAGAGGACACACCCAUUUUUGGUGCCAUCGAUGCCCCCCCCAACUCCCUUGACUCCCCCCACCAGAGCUGACCAGGCUGGGACAGGGAGGUGUGAGGCAGCAGAGACAGUGGGAUUCUUUAAAGACGAAGAUGGUGAUGGCCAGUGGUGUGGCCCAUGUGAUCCCAUGCGUGGCGGCACUAGCAUGGCCCCACACUAGCCCCAGUCCAAAACUAACCAAGACGUGUCACAGGAAAGCAAAGUAGCACCUAUCUGCUGCAGGACAGGUUGGCCCCGGGGAGGUGCCCCCCUUUCCGGAGGGCUGGCCUCCAGUGGAUGGCACUGUGAGAGAGAGCGAGCGAGCGAGCAAGGGCAAGUGCAUGCACAUGCCCUGAGGCUACGGCAUGUGGGGCCCGGGCAGGCUGGGCAGAGGCGCUUCCCACUGAGCAGCAGGAUGGGCUGAGAGGAGAGGGCAGUGUUCUUGCAGUUAGGUUCCGGUUCUCCUGUAGGGACAGCUUAGGAUUAUUUGCACUAUUGGGUCUUCAUGUUCCCGCUUCAAAACAAUCUCUGAGAGCAAACCUGCUUGAAUUGGUGACCCUUGGUCCCUCAAGCUGCCAGACAUGAUGGUGUUCCGAACUACCUGGGUCUGUAUAUACCUGCGCUUGUUCUCAAGUGGGCGCAGCAGAGGGUUCCCACGAAGCUCCGAAACUCUAAGUGUUUGCUGCAAUUUUAUAAGGACUUCCUGACUGCUUCCUCUUCUCUCCUUCCAUCUCUGCCCUCCUUCCAGCUCAUCCUUUCAGUUUUUUACCCCUUCCUCCUUCCUCCCACUACAUCCCUUCUGUUCCCAACAGCUGCAGUACCCACCUGUAGCCCGGGCACCCACUGGACGGUUCUGAGUCCUAGAAUUCUCCCUGCCCUUUGCCUUCCCACUGCCAGGAGCAGCACCACCCUGCUCCGCCCUGAAGAGUUCCUGGGCUCGCUGGCAAGGGCUUGCUCCCAUAGACAGCCCUCUCUUCCCUGGGAAACCAGUGGCCAAAGGCUCUACCCACUUCUCUAGAGAAGUGCACCAGAGCAGCUGGGGCAGCCUAGACAGCGCCCUGUGGUCUGCAUGGCUCAAACGCUGCCAGCCUUGACCUCACUCAGAAGUCUGACCAUGAGCAGCGUGAAGCAGGGUGGCUGGAAGAACCAGUGCAGACACUCCCGAGACCUGGACCCCCAGCCCCUCUCCUACUCCCCCUUUUCCUCUGGAAAUGUGCUUUUGCUCAGUGCAGACUGCAUGGGGCCAGCACAGCCCCACUCUCAUGGUCUGGUCCGUGGGCUGUGCUGUGGGCAUUGCAGGCUCGGGCUUGCUGUGGGGUUUGAAUCAGUUUUUGUUUGGGACCCCAUCUUUCUAAGCUCCGUUCAGGAAGUCCUUAUCUAGCUGCAUAUCUUCAUCAUAUUGGUAUAUCCUUUUCUGUGUUUACAGAGAUGUCUCUUAUAUCUAAAUCUGUUCAGCUGAGAAGUACCUUAUCAAAGUAGCAAAUGAGACAGCAGUCUUAUGCUUCCAGAAACACCCACAGGCACAUCCCAUGUGAGCUGCUGCCAUGAACUGUCACGUGCGUGUUGUCUUGUGUAUUUCAGUUAUUGUCCCCUGGCUUCCUUGCUGCGGUGUAACCAUGAAGGAGUGAAACACCUAGAAACCGUCUAGCAUUUCCUUGCCAGUCUUUAGUGAUCAGGAACCAUAGUGGACAGUUCCAAUCAGUAGCUUAAGAAAAAACACAAACAAAAAAAAAACAAAAAACAAAAAAAAAAACAAAACAAAACAAAAAAAAAACGUGUUUGUCUCUUCUGGAAUGGUUAGGAGUGAGGGAGUUUGCCCCAUUCUGUUGGACUUUCCGUUUCCCUGUGCUGUGAAAGCGAGUCGCUCCCAGGCUCCCAUCAGCCUGCGCCGGCCCCUAAUGCCGCUCUGCUGUCGCUCCUCCCACCUUCACUCCUGACUCCUCCCCAAGAAGAAGGGGGCGGGCUCAGAGAAGAGAGGGGCAAGUCCAAGAACAAAAGGCUCCUGAUGUUACAGUGGCCUCACACCCCCUGCACCUCCAAAGGACACCUGUCUGCAGGAGUGGCAUCAGCCAGCUUGUCGCUGAGCAGAUACCUGUUUCAAUCAGUCGGGUUUCCAAAACACUGUGCUUAGUCCAGUGAAUGGUGGCUCCUGGGCCCAGUGUCGAGGUGGCCUCCCCAUUGGCUGGAUCCCUUGAUCCUGGGAAGAGUAGUGUGGGGCCAUCUGCCACCCCCAGCACCCGCCACACUUUCCUCAUGAGUCCGAUGGGCAUUCGCGGUUGGGAACACGGCAUUUCUGGUCGGGCCCUGCAGCUCCCUCCCUUCCCAGCCGCUGUCCUUGAGCGCGCAGCUGGGGCCUGAGGUUUCUCAGAGAGUUCUCACUGUUUGCCCCUUUCUCCCCAUUCCCUCUUCCCACGAUAAAGGCAUCCUGAGGCAGCAGUCGCCUUUGAGCAGGCAGCUUUGUCCGGGUAUCAUCCUGGGAGGUGGGGGAAGGGCCCCUGCAGCUCCCCUGCACUCCUGCCUUAGGGUCCGGUUGACAGGAGAUUGGAGGGAAAGCCUUAAGCCACGGGAUUCUCACCAGCUGUGUCCGGCCCAGUUUUGGGGUGUGACCUCGAUUUUGUCCGUACUUGAACACUAUGAAGAUUGGGGGGGGGUACCCUUCCAUGAAUAUGUGAAGAAUACAGGAGUUGACCCGUAGCUUUCAGAUCCCCCUGAGGCUAGGUCAUUAGGUCACAUUGCAGUCUCCCCUACCCUGUUCUAGUUGUUAGCCACUACCUCCUCUCCUGCCACAACACUGUAUGUCCUCCAGCUGCUCCCAGGGCAAGUGCUGGCCUUGGCGAUGCACUGAGCUAAGGCCCUUCGGCUGCAGCCAGGCUCUGGCAUGCUUCUGGCCCCCUUGUGCAGGUGUAGCAUGCCGGAAGGCGGAAGGCGUGAGAGAUGCCGGCCCAUUGGCGCCGUGCCAGCAAGGACUCCGGCCUCUCACCUCAUGGCCUGGGGAGACAGCACAGGUGCGAAUGGGAUCUCUAGCGAGCCCAGAUAUCACCUACCCAGCGUGUUGCUGUUAGCAGACCUGGGGAAAGCGGGCAGCUGGCUCGCUGGGGAGAGGAAUUUUCCUGAGCUGACAGGACCUCUGGAUUUUUAAAGUAACUUAGUAAAGCUGCUCAAGCCCAGGAGAGAGCAAAAGUGUGAAGUGCAGGCACCGGGAGGGGCUGGCUGGGCUUCCUGCAGCAGAGCCCUGUGCCUCCGCGCCUGCUGCAGCCCUGGCCCUGACUCCAGCGCUCAGGGCCUACCGGGCUGCAGAAAGCCACCGACAAGACCUUCUUAGCUCAUUGCUCCAGGUUCUGUUGCCUGAGUCAGAUCGCAUCGACAGUUUCUAGGAGUCCUGGCCAGAUUCUGGUGGUGCAAAUCCCACUCAGGAUUUGCCCAGAUGACAUGCCACGGGAUGGGGAUUGGGUCGGGCGCAGCAGGGCCCUCCGCAUCCUCUUUCUCCUGCUCUCACCAUCAAGUGAACUCGGAAGGCAUUUGUUGAUUCUCUUCAUUUUAGUGUUGUUCUCUUUUAGGUAUUGUACUGGUGUUUAGAAGACAUAAUUUAAUCAUUAGAGAUGUCUAGGGUGGAGAAUUUAUCUAGGAAAGGGGGAAAUUGAACAUGGAAACAGUUUAGAUGGGAAAAGGUAGAAGCUGUUUAACAGGAAGUUAUUCCUGAAUGAGUAAGAGGUCUGUUGAGUGACACAGACAUGGGGACAUGUGGCCUAAGGCCUGUCGGGUUGGAGGAGGGAGUCGGGCUUCUGAAGACACUAGGCCUUUUUGUUACUGGGGAGUCGCUUUUACCCAUCCCCUUCCUGGAACUGUCCCCAAGGACCCUCUUUGCCACGGUCUCUGCAUCUUCACCGAGCCUGCUCCCAAGCGGGAAUGAGCGGGAAUGGGGAGGUACCUCUGCCCAUGGCAUGGCCUGCAGUGGGCCAGAACUCAGUUCCCUGACUUCCCUCAGGCUGAUGGACGAGGCCGUGCAGCUGGCCCCAGAGUCACCUGCCACCUCCCCAGGCCACCUUGCCCCCUCUCCCCAGGAGCAGAGGGAGGCCCAGGCUCUGCCAGAAGAUGGCACCUUGCAGUUCCAGUCAAUGUGGGGCAACUUACAGGAGGCCUGGGCUCCCUUUGCUUCCCCCUCUUUUGGCUUGUCUCUCAGGUCCUGCCCAGCAGGGCAAGGCGGAACGGCUAGCGGCCUGGCUCCUGUCCCCUGGCGGCCCCCUCCCUGUGUGCAUUGUGUGUGUGAGUUCAGGGGCGAAGCUCCUGACGCUGGUGACUCGCAUAAACCCAGUGACUUAGAGACUCCACGUAGGCCAGCUUUGUCUCCGCAGGCCUGGGCUUGGCUUUUUAGUUCUGCUCUUAGUUUUCUGUUGUCCCUUUUAUUUGACGCACCGACUAGACACACAAAGCAGUUGAAUUUAUAUAUAUAUAUAUAUAUAUAUCUGUAUAUUGCACAAUUAUAAACUCAUUUUGCUUGUGGCUCCACACAUAAAGAAAAAGAGACCUAUUAAAAUUAUACCUGUUGCUUAAUUACAAUAUUUCUGAUAACCAUAGCAUAGGACAAGGGAAAAUAAAAAAGAAGAAAAAAAAAAACUGACAAAUCUGUCUGCUGGUCACUUUUUCUGUGCAAGCAGAUCUGUGGUCUUUCUUUGCUUCUUCCAAGGGCUUCCCUGUGCCAAGGGAAGGAGGCUCUGGUCAGUGCCAGCUUGUGCACUGCAUCCCCAGGCUGAGGGUGGCUCAGCCCUGCCCGGCCUUGCCCGCCCGACGCCCCAGGGACCGGUGAGGGAAGCUCAUGACCAGCAGGGCUCAGAGCAGACCAGCCCUCCGCACUUGCCAAGUCUCGGAACCUGCAGAAAGGUGGGCCAAGUGCCCGGUGAGCUGCACCAGACAGAAGGCAGGGGACCCCAGAAGCACAUGCUAUAGUCCAGGGGGUCCCCUCUAAGAAGUAGGGAAGACUCCAGAAAUGCCCCCUUCUCCUUCUCUCUUCCUUCCUUACCAGUAAUUGCAUUUGCUUUUUGUCAUUCUUAAGCAAUAUCUGCCAGAGAGUUUUGCUGUAACGGUUCUUUUGGAUCAUUUUUAAGUAGUUUAAAACACCAAAAAAAUAAAAUCCAGAAACUUGUUCUUCCAAAGCAGAGAGCAUUAUAAUCACCAGGGCCAAAGUCUCCCCUCCCUGUGUCAUUGCUUCUUUCUGAGGCCUGAAUCCGAAAGAGAAACAGCCUCUGGCCCACUGAGGGCCAGGUGACCCCUCGGCCUGGGAGGAAGCGGGGCCAGGCCGGCCUCGGAGCCUCGUCCUGGGCGCGCAUGUUCAGUAUUAGCCAUGGGUUGCAACGUCCGUUACCACCCUGCCAAGGCUGGUGGCAAAGGAGGCCAAGAGGCCGUUGUCACUGAUGCUGGGCCACUACCAGGUGGGUGUGCACAUACGUGCGUUCUGACUGCCGGCAAGUCCUCGCCGAAUCGGUGUCGCGUGCGUUGACCUCCAGCCCCGUGCAGCUGGAGCGGCCGGCAGGCUCAGUGCUUCUGGGGAGCUGGACGGUGGAGUGCGGAAGGCUUGCCGACCUCGAAGCCCGCUCCUUCCCUUGCUACCACGGCCUCCUUUUCCAUUUGAUUUGUCACUGCUUCAAUCGAUGGCAGCCACUCUGGAGUCAGGAGUUGAGUAGCUUGCCGUGCCCCUGGACGCUGGCCUGCGCUGUGGCGCCUCCUCCGCCCCCCUCGUCUUCCUGGGGUUUCUCGGUUUGGGUUUGGUUUGCAUUUCUCCUUUUGUGUUCCAAACAUGAGGUUCUCUCUACUGGUCCUCUUAACUGUGCUGUUGAGGUUUCUAUUUGUGUAAUUUUUGGUGGGUGAAAGGAACUUUGCUAAGUAAAUCUGUGUUUGAACUGAAAUCUGUAUUGUAACCAUGUUUAAAGUAAUUGUUCCAGAGACAAAUGCUUCUAGACACCUGUCUUUCUGGUUUUGUUUUGGUUUGUUUUGUUUUUCUCUCUGUUUUUUUAAACAAAAGCAUUCAGAGGGCGGGGGACGUCUCAGUGAAACGUGAGGGGAGCCCUGAGGAAGUGCAUCCCUUCCCAGCUCAGCCAGGCCCAGCCUGCAGCCCAAGAGAACCGAUACCUUACCAUUUCAAAGUUGGCAAAAACGGUUUCGGUUGCGCCCGGUACAUUCUCUGUUGCCCUCUCAUCAAGAGCGUGGCCGUCAUUGUCAUGUGUUCAUUUGAGGGCAGCCGGGAGGGGCCGCGUGCGGGCAGAGCCGACUCAGAAGUGGGCCUGGGGUGCCCACCUGUGGGACAGGCCAGAGAUAGGCUGACUGGCAGGUGGAUUGGCCACUCCCCCACUGGCACAACUUUUCCAUGGAGAGGCAAGACCUGCCCCGGGGGAAGCACCAGUCUUUGUUCUAGACCCUCUUGUCACACCCUGUUCUACCCCUCCUACAAAGUCGAGUCUGUCCCACCAUCCUGUCCCAGGACAAUGCCAAGUUUGAUCAUGAGGCAUCGCCUUCCCUUUCCACACCAAUAGAGGGUCUUCUCGGAGAAGCCUCUGCCCUCCGGAGACGUGCUUCGGGGCUUGUGAACUGGGUGUCCAUGAUGCUGCCCACCGGCACAGGGCGUGCAAGAGCUGCCAGCAUCACACUGAGCAUCCAAAUGGGCGUGGCCUGAGGCAGCCCUGCGGGACCAGGUUGUGAAGCGGGGAGGUGUGCCUGGGGCGGCUCAGCUGGAGACACCUCAACACUCCGGUCACAUUCCCCUCUCGGUUUUUGUGUUUUGGGACAAUUACUUUAGAAAUUAAGUAGGUCGUUUUAAAAAUUAAAAACAUUGAUUGCUUUUUUGUAGUGUUCAAAAAAAAAAGGUUCUUUGUGUAUAGCCAAAUGACUGAAAGCACUGAUAUAUUUAAAAACAAAAGGCAAUUUAUUAAGGAAAUUUGUACCAUUUCAGUAAACCUGUCUGAAUGUACCUGUACACGUUUCAAAAACACCCCCACACUGAAUCCCUGUAACCUAUUUAUUAUAUAAAGAGUUUGCCUUAUAAAUUUACAUAAAAAUGUCCGUUUGUGUCUUUUGUUGUAAAAUCAAGUGGUUUUUUCAUAAGGUUCUUUUACUAUUUGAAAAGAUGGGCAGCACGCAGUUUUAUUUUAUUUUUGUAAGUUUUUUAAUACAUGUGAAAGCAAAGAAUACUCAGCAUGCCUUUCUAAGUGACGCGUUUGCACCUUUUGUUGGGAAGUUCUGUAUCCUGUGCUGUUAGCAUUCUCGAUAAAUCUCUCUGUGAAAGU
Molecule: messenger RNA, 10548 nt
Organism: Ochotona curzoniae (black-lipped pika)
Lineage: Eukaryota; Metazoa; Chordata; Mammalia; Lagomorpha; Ochotonidae
Gene: MECP2
Product: methyl-CpG binding protein 2
Exons: 3
Coding region: 1427-2887 (486 amino acids)
Biological process (GO): negative regulation of transcription by RNA polymerase II
Cellular component (GO): heterochromatin; nucleus
Molecular function (GO): methyl-CpG binding; double-stranded methylated DNA binding; chromatin binding
Source: RefSeq, a predicted model, not a curated record